UUUUGUUUUUUUUUUUCCUUCUAAAUAAUCAGUAUGAAAUUAACCAUUCUAAUAUUCCUGAUAGGAUAUUUAAUUUCUCUUGUACAUUCAGAAGAUGUUACAUUAAAACCAGAUAAUAUCAAUGAGCUUAUCAAAUCAGGCACUUGGUUGAUUCUACAUUAUUCUCCGUAUUGCUUUCAUUGUAGAAAUUUUGCUCCUCACUGGGAAAAAGCAACAAAGGAAUUUGACCAUCUCGCAGCUGACAGUGAUAUUCAUUUUGGUAGUAUUGAUUGUUCGACACAAGGGGAUUUAUGUGAUGCUCAUGGCAUUAUGGGCUACCCUACUGUACAAUUAUGGGAAAAUGGUGAAAAGAUUGAACGUUACAUGGGAGCAAACUCUUAUGAAUCUCUCAUAGCUUAUAUUCAGAAUAAAGCUGAAACAAAAUCUCACCAAGAGCCUAUUAAUAGAACACCUCCCUUGAUUGCAGAAAAAGAAUCGGAAGAGAGGAUGGAAGUAAAACAAGAGCCUAAAUCAAAUGAAGAGAUAGAGAAAGCAUUAGAAACAGAAUCUGAAAAAGAUAUUAUGGAAGCAGCUAUUUUGCCUAAUUCUAAAGGAAUUUCAGUGAACUUGGAUAGUGAUCUAUUAAAAAAAAUUGCAUCAGGUCAAGUUCCUUGGUUUAUUAAAUUUUAUGCACCUUGGUGUCCUCACUGUAGAAGAUUGGCUCCUACUUGGACCGAAAUGGCCUCUCAACUUCGUGGUCAAGUUAAUGUAGGCGAGGUGAACUGUUUAAAAUUACCAACUCUUUGUGAAGAAUUUAAUAUCGAUGGAUACCCUACUCUUCAAAUGUUUGGUCAUGGAGAACCUAUUGAUUAUAAUGAUGAUCGUUCUUUAGUUAGCCUGAUGAAAUUUGCAAAUGAGCAUGCGGGUCCUUCUGUAAAAGAAGUGAAUGCAGAUGAAUUAAGUCAAUAUUUGUCUAUAAAAGAAGUUGUGUUCGUUUACAUGUAUAAAGAAAAGGACAACAAAUUACCUGAAUUACUUGAAACUGUUUCAAAUAAAUUUAGGUCAACUAUUCCCUUCUUAUGUACACAAGAUGAUCGAGUCUUGGAAAAGUACAAUAUAUCAUCCUCUAAUUUACCUGUUGCCUUGAUCGCAAAGGAUAACAAAAUUCACAUGUAUCAAAAUGCACGUAACUUGUCACAAAAUACAGACAAGAAUCGUAAUGCCUUUAUCAAUUGGAUUGAAAAUGAACAAUAUCCUUUAGUCACUAAACUGGGUCCCAAUAAUCAACAGUCUAUUUUACAAAAGAACCAUGCUCCUCCUGUUGUCUUGAAUAUCGUUAAUGCAAAGGAUGCUAUUAGUCAAUCUAAAUUUCGUAAUAUUGCUAAAGCAUGGUAUAAAUCAACUCCUUCGACUCAAAUCAAACUUAUCUUUGCUGAGAUGGAUCGAGCUAUGUGGAAAGACUAUGUAUCAGAGAAGUUCAAGGUAGAACAUGAUGAGACUGCAAAGAUCAUUAUCUACGUUCCAGAUGAAUUUAAAUAUUAUAACAAAGAUAUGAAUGGAUAUGAAUUAGAUUUAGAUAAACCAGAGGGACUUUUUAUUGCCUUGAAGAACCUUGAUCAUCUGAAAGGUCAGUCUGUUUUAGCUGCUCAUGAAAAAGUAGGUGUGGCUGUUGUGAAUACGAUGAAUUGGAUUUCAAUACAUUGGUUUAUAAGCAUGAUUGUCUUUGGUCUUGUGUUUGGCGUUAUUUAUAGAUAUGUAACCUAUCACGCUCCUAAGAGGCUUAAUUCAGGAAACAGUUUUUUGCCCUCUUUUGAUCAUUCUUAUGAAUAUUCUCAUAAGGAUUAAAACAAACAAAAUAGAAAAAAAUAAAAUAAAAUAAAUCAUGUAAUUUAU
Messenger RNA from Cokeromyces recurvatus, 1872 nucleotides. Its product is annotated as thioredoxin-like protein. Gene Ontology annotation, molecular function: protein disulfide isomerase activity. The transcript has 7 exons. NCBI's taxonomy places the organism in Eukaryota, Fungi, Mucoromycota, Mucoromycetes, Mucorales, Mucoraceae. Gene Ontology annotation, cellular component: endoplasmic reticulum. The record is from RefSeq and is a predicted model, not a curated record. Bases 34 to 1824 code for a protein of 596 amino acids.